GUGAUGAAAUGAAAACUUUUCAUUAUUAAAUGAUAAACAAGUAAAACUGGAAAACUUAAAAUUAUGUGCUUUAAUUUGACAAAAGUAAGUUGAUCAAAUAUAAUUUCCCACCCUCUACAAUCCAUUUGAGAUACACUUCGCAGUUAAUCAUUUUACCUAAGUUAGUGCCGAGUUUGUAUCAAUGGAUAAUGCAAAAAAUGAAAAUACUGACGGUUGUUCCAAUCCCUUGUCCCCACGCACAAAUGAUUUAAAAUUAGAAGAACGCGAUGAUAAGUCAAGAGAACAUGAGUCCACUGAUGACAAUCAUGAAGGUCUUGUAAACCAAAAUGGCAUUUACCGAACAGCUGUUUACAAUAACAAGAGGAUUAAAAUUUAUCAAUACAAAACCUUUCCAAAAAAUUAUCUACAAAGCGUAUACGAAUUGCUGGGGAGUGAAUUAUCUGAACCGUAUAACAUUUUUUUACUUAAAACGAUUUUGAAGAACUAUAGCGAAAUUGCACUAAUGUGCUUAUGCGAUGAAGAGUGUAUGGGCACAGUAAUAAGCAAAAUUACGACCAAAUGUAAAAAUGAUGAACCAACGACAUUCGGAUAUAUAUGUAAAAGGAAAAAGCAAAAAUGCAUAAAUUUAGCUUGCAGCAUUGUUUUUACUAGUUCUACACAUGAGUGUGCAUCUAUCCAUGAAAAAUUUAAUUUGUUCCACUUUUUUCCCUUUCACUGUCCAUAA
Plasmodium vivax (malaria parasite P. vivax) is the source of this 724-nucleotide messenger RNA. RefSeq lists its product as hypothetical. The transcript is spliced from 2 exons. The record is from RefSeq and is a predicted model, not a curated record. NCBI's taxonomy places the organism in Eukaryota, Apicomplexa, Aconoidasida, Haemosporida, Plasmodiidae. Bases 182 to 724 code for a protein of 180 amino acids.